Molecule: messenger RNA, 2217 nt
Organism: Myotis daubentonii (Daubenton's bat)
Lineage: Eukaryota; Metazoa; Chordata; Mammalia; Chiroptera; Vespertilionidae
Product: ubiquitin-conjugating enzyme E2 R2-like
Exons: 2
Coding region: 1394-2095 (233 amino acids)
Source: RefSeq, a predicted model, not a curated record
AGCAGUGAGCUCGAUUGGUGCGGUUAGCAACAGCCUCCAAUGACAGCAUCAGCGCUCUGCCACUCCAUCCUGCCUGCAGCUUGAUGAACAAGUUCAGUACACUCACAAGAAAGGGCAAUGAGGAAUCAAAGUUACCUCUGCCUACAGGUAACUUUUAAAAUAACAAAAUGUGAAUGAUAUAAACCUGAACAAAAUAAAUAUGCAAUGAAAAACUAUGGAGAGGUGACAGAAAGCACGGAGUUACAGGAGAAGUUUGUGUCCAUCUUUGGGCUGGAUUAUUACACCAAUUGGAACCAUAUUACAGAAGUUAUCAUUUGUUGAGGUGUAGAUGUCUAAGAUAAAAGAGCCUGGAAUUCUGAGCCAUCAUGUGGAAGAAAACUGCCCAGAGAGUCAUUAGACCUACAGCAAACCCUGAGCAAGGAAGAAAAUAGAAGAAAAAGUGCUGGAAGCUGGUCCAUCCUUGCUGCUUGACAUAGUCACUGCAGGGAAGAAACAUCUGCACAGCAUAUGUUUCAAGGGACCUGGCAUAUAUGGCGUACUGUUCUUAAUAUGUUUGCUCCCCUUCUUGGCACUAUGUGUUUUAACCAAGGUCACCUCUCCCAGAAAGGUUGUUUCCCCAGGUAGGGAUUUUUCCCUGAAGUUAGGGAGGGAAUAAAACCCCUUAACUAAGUGCCAGGCGGGUAGUUAAUCACUUUAACUACGAACAAUCAUGCUUAAGCUACAUAAUCUUUACUCCCUGGAAUGGAGAUAAGAAACGCCCUAACCUUUGGAAUAGAGAUUGAUAGGAUUAAAAUCAACUGGUAUAAAUACAGAUGUAACAAGACAAUAAAACACAGAACUUGGAACCUUCUCCAGAACAGAGUGUCUUGGGAACUCACCUGGCUGGGGAGACUUCUGGAAGAGGCUGCAACCACACAGCAAGGCUUGAUCCUUGAGCUGACCUCUUCCUAUUUUUCCUGCUACAGAAAGCCCUGGAUCUGCUCCUUAGGUGAGUGCACGAUUGCCCAUUUGCACUAUUCUAAAGAGAAAUAGCGGCCGCGGCGGCCCCAGAGAAGAACGAGAGGGCGAGCGAGCGCGGCGCUCCCGGGCCGGCCUGGCCCCCUCUCCUCAUCAUCGCCAGCCCUCUGCCGCCUAUCUCCGCGUCCACCUUUUCUCCUCUCCCCGCCAAGUGGAGGCCCCCUCUGGGGCGGGGAGGACCGGGAGUGAAUUCCCCUAACUCCUUCACCCUCUUCCUGCACCUGGCCCCCUUGUGAGGAGAAGGCCCGGCCCUGUCCGGCCCGCGUCGUGUGUGAGGAGCACCCGGGCCAGCCCACAGAUGUCUUGGGCCUGGUCCGGCCCGCCUGGUGUGUGAGGACUGGGGCCCCGGCCAGGCACCGCCACCGCCACCACCGCAAUGGCCAGCUCCCAGAAAGCCCUGAUGCUGGAGCUCAAGUCCCUGCAGGAGGAGCCGGUGGAGGGUUCCCAGAUCGCCCUGGUGGAUGAGUCCGACCUCUACAACUGGGAGGUUGCCAUCUUCGGACCCCCCGACACCCUCUACGAAGGCGGCUACUUCAAGGCGCAUAUUAAAUUUCCUAUUGACUACCCAUAUUCACCACCUACCUUCAGAUUCUUGGCCAAAAUGUGGCACCCCAACAUUUAUGAGAGUGGACAUGUAUGCAUUUCAAUUCUUCAUCCACCCAUAGAUGCCCCACAGAGUGGUCAACUGAACUCCGAAAGGUGGAAUCCUACUCAGAAUGUCAGGACUAUCCUGUUAAGUGUCAUCUCAUUGCUUAAUGAGCCCAACAUCUUCUCCGCAGCCAAUGCGGAUGCUUCAGUUAUGUUCAGGAAAUGGAGGGACAGUAAAGGAAACGACAAAGAAUAUGCUGAAAUCAUUAGAAAACAGGUUUCAGCCACUAAAGCCGAAGCAGAAAAGGAUGGAGUGAAAGUACCCACGACCCUGGCAGAAUAUUGCAUCAAAACUAAAGUGCCUUCCAAUGACAACAGCUCAGAUUGGCUUUAUGACGACUUGUACGACCUUGACAUUGAGGAUGAAGAGGAGGAGGAGGAAGAUGCUGACUGUGAUGACGAUGAUGAUUCUGGGAAUGAGGAGUCGUGACCUGCUCCUUCGAAGCCCCUGUACUGCCCUGCCAUCUCAGGCCAAAGGGAGAGGAGCAAGUGGGGACCUAGCAGUGGCCCUCAGCAAAACCCUAUCACAGGGGGUGGGGAAAACAAACAUGG